Molecule: messenger RNA, 1181 nt
Organism: Fimicolochytrium jonesii
Lineage: Eukaryota; Fungi; Chytridiomycota; Chytridiomycetes; Spizellomycetales; Powellomycetaceae
Product: PAC2 family-domain-containing protein
Exons: 6
Coding region: 117-938 (273 amino acids)
Biological process (GO): proteasome assembly
Cellular component (GO): nucleus; cytosol
Source: RefSeq, a predicted model, not a curated record
UUCGAACGCUGAGCUGCUUGCUGCUUCCAAUUGACGCGUCUGAUUCUCCUCCUCGCCAACCUUACAUACUGUACUUCCCUCCUGACUUCCCUCUCACCUCGACAUCAUUGCCCGACAUGACAGCCCCCGCCCUGAUCGAGUUCCAACCUGUACCGUCUUUUGCCGAGCGAUCCUUAAGGGGCACGAUGCUUGUAAUCCCCGCGCCAAAUGCACUCGGAAACCUAGGACAACUGGCUGUGGAUGCACUUAUCUCGACACUCAAAUUGCAAAGAAUCGGCUUUAUCGAUACACCUUUCAUCGCGCCUGUAUGUGGAAUAGACUCAUAUGGGGAGCAUGAGGGGGAAGGCGUACUGCAUACAACCGUUGAAGUCUACGCGCCGGCGAGUGAUUCGGAGCUUCACUUGACCGUUGUGCAAAUAAGAUCUCCUGUGCAGCCGAGAAAGGCGGUGGCGUUUGCGAAACAUCUGAAGACAUGGAUCACGGAAGUCGGUUUCUCAGAUGUUGUGCUUGUGACUGGCGCUGAUGCAGGGCGUAGAGACGACAGUCAAAUGGCAACUGAACCACUGAGAGUCCUUCCUACCGCCUCCUCUCCAAGUCGCCUGCUAGACCGGGCUACGGAGUUGGGAAUCACGGUGCUGGGUACCGACGAAAUGAAGAGGGCGUGGGUGACGAAACCCAGCCCUGUUCCUCCAGGGGCGGGAGUAUCACGAUUCGUUUUCGAUGAGUUCAGCACGCAGGAGUCCGGGAAUGAGAUACCACUGCUUAUCGCCCUUUGGUUUGCGAACGAUGGAGACCCAACGCAAGCAUUGCAACUGGCAUCUGCAGUGUUUCGAAUCAUAUCUUCGAAAGAUACGCCGCCGGUCGAGGAAUGGAAGGUGCCUGCCUCAUGGUCGUUCCUCUAUGGCUCCCAGCGCUUCACGAAGGAGCUGUUCCAGUGAUUUGCGAGCGCCUUGCGACCUUCCGAAAGUAAAGAGGCACAAAGCUACGGCCUGGGAGUCUCCAGCGGUGUAUCGUACCGUACAGUAGGGUGAGGGAGGCCAAUAGCGCGUAGAAUGCGUCGCACGUUGGCCUUCCCACUCUCAGUGCAGGCUAGGGUUAUCGUCGUAGACACAUUUGCAGUCGGUUAGAUGAUUCGCUGUCCGAAUAGAGUGUCUCACUUGCAUUCAUCAAUCAGAAAAGAA